GACGACGAGUUCCAGUGCAAGGCGUCGCAGGCCUUCGACCAGUGGUUCUCGUGUCUGACGGUGGGCAAGCAGCUCAACAACUACUACCGGUACGGCGACAAGCAGGGGUGCGGCAAGCACUGGAGCAAGCUGAAGCUCUGCAUGGGCCUGAAGAUGCGGUCGCCAGAGCAGCGGCGAGAGAUCAUGAAGGAGCAUCUGCAGAAGGAGAAGGCCGAGCGAGAGAGCAAGCCCAACAUGCUGGAUGUGUGGGAGCCACGGACCGAGCCGCUGAAGGACUACCCG
Linderina pennispora is the source of this 282-nucleotide messenger RNA. RefSeq lists its product as uncharacterized. The record is from RefSeq and is a predicted model, not a curated record. The transcript has a single exon. Lineage: Eukaryota; Fungi; Kickxellomycota; Kickxellomycetes; Kickxellales; Kickxellaceae. The annotation marks the transcript as partial.